AUGAGAACACCUGGACCGGGCAUCUGCGCGUGCAGCGACGCUUCUUUGAAUGACGGAACCGGCUCCGCCUAAAUCCGCUGGGGGAGAGGAGGGGACGAACAAGGAGAGAGAGAGAGAGAGAGAGAGAGAGAGAGAGAGAGAGAGAGAGAGAGAGAGAGAGAGAGAGUCUGAUAAAGGAGGGAGGAAUUGCUGAAGAAUCAGACCAACUAAGAUAAAACGCUGAAAGCCACGCAGGGGCUUUGAUUAUGACGUAGGCACGAUUCUCGAGCCUUCAGCGCAUCCAUCGCGCGCCUCAGCAAGUUGGUGAAGAGACUCGCCGGCGCGCGUGAAGCUCGGAAGCCUCCUCACCUUAUAAAGUGCAUCGGUGACGAAAGCUAUCGCGUGCGCGUAAAUUCAGCACUUGGUUCACGAGACAGCUCCAGUGUGUCGGCUUCCCUAACUGGACUCAAUUUCAAGAGCAGUUCUUUCAGUACUUUCAGAACACUCUCGCACGCAUGAACAUUAGAAGUGUCAUCAUAUUUCUUGUGCUCAUCUAGCUGUGAUCCAUAGUCUGGGACCUUUCUUAUUCUCCACUAAAUAUGUACCAGGGGCAUUUGCAGAAGAAAGAAAUUCAUACAGGUUUGGCAAGACAUGAAGGGGAAAGACUCUAGGGCUGCAGAUAAGACCGUUGCCAUGGUCCUGAAGGAGAUACCCAAUAAGGCGUCCUCAGAAGGCAAGCCCCUCCUCACGGUGACAAACAAGCUGGUGAGCGAGCAACAAGAGAGCCGUCCCUUGCUGAGCCCUUCUAUCGAUGAUUUCCUCUGCGAGACCAAGUGUGAUGGAGCUGCCCGCCCAGUAACCUCUAACACAGCAGUAUUGUCCUCCUCUCUGGACUUGCUGGAUCUGAGUGAGCCUGGUGAGAGAAGACACAGCAAAGACAGGAAGAGCCCUCUUUCUUCAAAGGGCACGCCAUACAGGAAAAAGGCCGAUGAAACAGAGCUGAUCCAAGUGGAUGUUGAACAGAGCACACCCUGUUCCCACACACCUGAAAAAAUUUCAUUGGACUCAGUAGCAGUUCCAUCUUCAUUGGACAAAUGGGAAGAACUCAACCCACACCCAGAGAGAAAUGGUAGUAGAAAGUGGAAACUUGAGAGAAGACGUUCAUCAAAAAAUUCUGGUGAAUUUGUGUGGUCUAUGGAUUGCAAGACUCAGCUAGACACUGCCCCCAGGAACUCCCUGGAGGUAAAUAAUAAAGUAGAGGCCGAAGCAGUACCAGUAACUCAACUUAACAGGCAAUAUGUUAGUGGAAGACACGGCCGCUUGAGCAAAGACCAACGGUGGGGUAGCACACUGCUGUCCAGAAACCAGUCUCUGGAGGAAGAGUUUGAGAGAGCUAAGGCAGCAGUGGAGUCAGACACAGAGUUUUGGGAUAAGAUGCAGGCAGAGUGGGAAGAGCUCGCUCGCAGGAACUGGUUAACAGAGAAUGACCAACCGCAGAUUCCCUCCAAUGUGUCUCCUUACGAAAAGGGAUACUACUUCCACACAGAUAACCCUUUCAAAGACUGGCCAAAUGCAUUUGAGGAGGGAUUACGCAAGUCGAGAGAGGGAGAACUGCCUAAUGCCGUACUUCUUCUGGAAGCAGCUGUGCUCCAGGACCCUCAGGAUUCAGAGGCUUGGUUGGUGCUGGGAACCACACAAGCAGAGAAUGAGAAUGAGCAGGCAGCAAUUGUCUCCCUCCAGAGGUGUCUGGAGCUCCACCCCAACAACCUUCAGGCCCUCAUGGCCCUGGCAGUGAGCCUGACCAACACAGGCAUGAGGCAGGAAGCGUGUGAGGCACUGCUGGGCUGGAUAAGGCACAACCCCAAAUACAAGCAUCUUCUGAAGAGCCGCACGCACCUGCAGGGCUCACCUGGCUCACGGCGACUCUCCCACUCCUCUUCAACUGGCUGCCCCCUGCUGCCAGAGGUGAAGGAUCUGUACCUGGACGCUGCCCAGCAGAACUCGGACACUAUCGACCCAGACCUGCAGACAGGGAUGGGAGUGCUGUAUAACCUCAGCUCCGAGUUCAACAAAGCGGUGGAAGCCUUCAACGCCGCGCUGUCAGUGCGGCCGGAGGACUACCUGCUGUGGAAUCGGCUGGGGGCGACGCUGGCUAAUGGAGAUCGCAGCGAGGAGGCUGUGGAGGCCUACACCAGAGCCCUGGAGCUCCAGCCCGGCUUCAUCCGCUCACGUUACAAUCUUGGCAUCAGCUGCAUUAAUAUGGGCGCUCACAGGGAGGCAGCCAGUAAUUUCCUGACGGCUCUUGGUAUGCAGAGAAAGAGCAGGAGUCGGCAGCUUUCGCACCAGGUCAUGUCUGGAAACAUCUGGGCGGCCCUUCGGAUAGCACUGUCCAUGCUGGACCAGCCAGAGCUUUUUCAAGCUGCUAACAUAGGAGACCUGGACUUGCUUAUGAAAGCCUUUAACCUGGAUAUGUGAGCGAGAAUACCCUUUAACCAUGGCAAAUAUCCAAAGUACUUAAUGGGAAGAACUUUGUCAGAAAGCAACAUUUUUUUCUCGCAGAGCACCUUUACAUUCCUGAGAACUGAGUGCAGGAUGAUACCAUUUUAAUAGAUUUGCACAUCAGUUUACGAUUAUCCUAAAGAGCACAAUGCCAGGCGAAGAUUGUACAAGUAUGCCUUAGAGAAAAUAUCAGCUGGACCUUUAAAUGUAACAGUGGGAAUCGGAGGAGAACUUAAUUCCACAACUGAUCAGAGGAACGCAGACUUUAAAUGUGCAAGAAGAACAUUGACUUCACAUCAAUGACUUGAUUAGAAAUGUACUGUACUGCGUAGACUUUAUGUAUUGAUUCACUUGCACUCUUUAUUUGAGAUGGUGGGGUUAUUAUUGAUUUUGGUGGCACUUAGUUCAACCCUGGACAUUCCUCACCUGAUCUCUGCUGCAUCAUCCCCUUUAUUUCUUGGAGCUUGCAGACCAGAUUAAGAAGCCUUACUUUAUCGUGCAUGUAAAAUAAAUAAUUAAGAUGUUAUCGGUAUGAUAUCA
This is a messenger RNA of Megalobrama amblycephala (Wuchang bream), 3018 nucleotides long. RefSeq names its product peroxisomal biogenesis factor 5-like a (gene pex5la). Gene Ontology annotation, cellular component: cytosol; peroxisomal membrane. Gene Ontology annotation, biological process: protein import into peroxisome matrix, docking. The record is from RefSeq and is a predicted model, not a curated record. The transcript is spliced from 16 exons. Gene Ontology annotation, molecular function: protein binding. The coding region runs from base 631 to 2454 and encodes 607 amino acids. NCBI's taxonomy places the organism in Eukaryota, Metazoa, Chordata, Actinopteri, Cypriniformes, Xenocyprididae.